UUUUGUAUAGAACAGGAUUAUUAAAUAUGGAGGAUUAUAGAAUAACCUUUUGCAAUUGGACGCUUGAGAAGAUCAAAAACCUUGAUAUGUUCAAGCAGUCGGUCAACCUUACAUUUCGAGGGAAGACUCAUUUCUCAAAUACUUUGGGAGCUUUGUCCACUCUAGUGGCUUGCCUAACUCUGCUUGGCUAUGGAAUAGUGCUUUUUAGAAUAAUGUUCAAGAGAACCAAUGUGAGCUGGAAUCAUAACUCAGUGUAUACCAAUUUGGCAGAAGACCAUUCUGGAACAAUCUGGGGAGAAGAUGAUCCUGAAUUCAAGGUUUUCUGGUCAGCUUUGGAUACAAAUAGUUUACCAGAAGGCUAUGAAAUGGAGCAACUAGGAAUUUCAAAUUUUUAUUCUUUUUCUUCAGACAAUAAAAAUAAUGUAAGUUGAGCUAACAGCUUUUAUACUGUUCAUGACAAAAUGUAUCCAAAUGGAGAAGUCACUCCUAGUUGACCUCAACUUGCAGGCCAAACAUUACAAGGACGUUUUGGUUCGGGACAGAAUUAUAGAGAUCUGACUUUUAAAUUUGAACCAUGCAUGGAGUAUGAAGACCAUCCAUGUGUUCCUCAGAAUGAAAUGGCUCCAAUACUCAAGAGAUCAACUGUAAUGAUUCAUUUGAUGAACAGAUAUGUUGAUUUGAAUGAUAUUGACAAUCCAAUCAAGAAGUUUUAUGAUGAUGAAAUCUUCUUGAAUUUCAAGCAAAAUAAAAAUCUCAAGGUUGAAUUGAAGAUGAGACAACAUGAAGUAAUUCUGGAGGAUGGUCUGUUUCCAACUUUUUCCGACCCAGACCCAAUUUAUUUCAAUAGCAUUGAGGAUUACUCUCUUACAGAAGAAGAAGUAGAAGAUCCUGGAUAUUUUUGGGGAACUAUAAGUGUUAGGAUCAGAAAGGACAGCCAGAUAGACCAGCACAGAAGAAAAGUCCUCAACUUCCUCGAAGUCACAGGAAUUCUAGGAGGUUUCUUUGAGGUCUUCGAAAUUGGAAUCGGAGUUAUCAUUGGCCUCUACUCUUCUCAUAUGUUUAAGAAAAGUUUGCAUGAUGAUAUAAGAAAGUAUGAAGAGAAGUUCAAAGAGAUGGAUAGUUGCAUUACAAAAUUAGAGAGCAAAAUUCAGAAGAGCAAUCAGAGACAGCAAGAAAACAAUCUCAGUAGAGCAGCUCCUCCAGCUAAGCUUAGGAAGAAAAGUCAAUUGAAUGUUAGUAAUAUAAACUAUGAGCCAGACAACGAAGAUGAAGAACUGAAAAUUCUUGAAGAGGUUAAGCAAAGAGUAAACAAUGAAGAAAGUAAAGAUUUCAACAUGGAGCCUGAUGUCGUUGAAGAAAGAAAAAUAGAGUAUACUCGCACAAAAUUUCCAACAUUUGGACUUCCUACAUUCGGACUUCUAUCCCAGCAAGGAGAAGAUGAGGAAAAUGAUGAAGGUUACAAAUAGCUCAAGAUGCUGCCCAAAGUUCAUGGGUGCUUCGAAAACAGAUAUGGAAGUAGAAAGGAUGAAGGAAUCAUUAGGUUGUCUAAAUAUCAUCUAUAUGAUCAAGGUACUUAGAAGACAGAUGCAAUACCUCCUCCUCAGAGACCCUGACUACCAGACCCACCUAGAAUCCAACCCUGGCCUCCACUUCGACCACGCCUCUCAGCCCUCCUACAAAUUUCCCCAGCCAGACUCAGUAGUCGCCUUGGCAAGGGCAAGACCUGAACGGGUCUUGCCCUAUUGUGACAUUUCUUAGAGUGAUUUUGAUAAGGCAGGAUAGAGGAAGGGGGUUAGAUUGGAUGAGUAAUUAGUCGAUUAAAAGGGGAAAUUUAUUUGAUGUUUUUGAUGGUUAAAUCUGGGUUCAGAGGUUAUGAAUGAUCAAGUCUCUGUUUCCUCAUCUUAUACUGCAUCUUCUUGCUGAAGGCUUAAGCUGAAGUGUACUUCAAAGAAAGCAGAGCUAUUAGAAUUAUCUUCA
Moneuplotes crassus is the source of this 1977-nucleotide messenger RNA. The record is from the annotation of a GenBank genome assembly. NCBI's taxonomy places the organism in Eukaryota, Ciliophora, Spirotrichea, Euplotida, Euplotidae.